AUAGCCACGUGAUCAGCAAUAUCACUUUUCGUUCUGAAGUGGUAUGCGGAAAACUUGAUAAACACAGUUCUACAGAGAGCUUCCACCGUCCCUUCUGCAGUUAUCGUCCUUGACAGUGGUGUGAAGAGCGGCAAAAUGUCUGGAGAAGCGGUUGUGCUUUCUGGCAAACAAGUUGCCAAAGAAAUCAGAGAGAAGUUAGCAGCGGACGUCCAGGAACUCAAAGAGAAGCACCCACAGUUCAAACCAAUGCUGGCUAUCGUCCAGGUAGGUGGACGGGAAGACUCCAAUGUCUACAUUCGCAUGAAGAGGAAGGCUGCAGAGGAAGUGGGCGUAGAAUCUCAGCACGUCAAAUUCCCAAGAACCAUUACUGAAGAAGAGCUUGUGAAAGGUGUUCAAGCUCUCAAUGACGAUCCAAAUAUUCAUGGCAUUAUAGUGCAGCUUCCUCUUGACUGUGAUGCACCAAUUGAUUCCAACAAGAUAACAAACACUGUGUCACCUGACAAGGACGUUGAUGGCAUCCACGAAGUAAAUGCUGGUCGGCUUGCACAUGGAGAGUUGGAAGGCUUUUUCAUCCCAUGUACACCACGUGGUUGCCUCGAAUUGAUCAAGCGUUCAGGAGUGACGAUUGCUGGUUCCCGGGCCGUGGUCUUGGGUCGUAGUAAAAUUGUAGGAUCACCUGUGUCUGCCCUUCUUCUGUGGAACCAUGCCACUGUGACCACAUGCCAUUCCAAAACCAAGGAUCUUCCAUCAGUGUGUCGGGAAGCUGACAUUCUGGUGGUUGCUAUCGGUCGUCCGCGCAUGGUGAAGGCAGACUGGGUGAAGCCAGGUGCCGUAGUGAUCGACUGCGGCAUCAAUGCCAUACCAGAUUCCACACGUGCGUCCGGCAGCCGGUUGGUGGGAGACGUAGACUUUGACCAAGUCAAAAAGGUGGCGUCAUACAUAACUCCAGUACCAGAGGGUGUUGGCCCCAUGACUGUGGCAAUGCUCAUCAGCAACACGGUGGACUCCGCCAAGCGCUGCCUGCGGGAGAGCUUGGCGACUAUAUCACCGUGGAGGAUGCGGUAUCUGCCGUUGAGACGCCAAACUCCCGUCCCAUCGGAUUUGGAGAUUGCCUCAGCCCAGGUUCCCAAAUGUAUCGACGAACUGGCUUUCGAGAUCGGCUUGACGAGGGAAGAGUACGAGCCCUAUGGCCGAACGAAGGCAAAAGUCUUGCUGAGGACACUGGAACGACCGGGAUCCAAUGGGAAGUACGUUCUCGUCACCGGCAUAACGCCCACACCUUUAGGUGAAGGGAAGAGUACUACGAGUGUUGGUUUGUGCCAGGCACUUGCAGCUCACUUGAACCGCAACACCUUUGCCUGCCUGAGACAACCUUCUCAGGGACCCACUUUCGGCAUCAAGGGUGGCGCUGCAGGCGGUGGGUAUUCGCAGGUGAUCCCUAUGGACGAUUUCAACCUGCAUCUAACUGGAGACAUGCAUGCCAUAUCUGCAGCCAACAACCUACUAGCGGCACAAAUCGACACGCGAAUUUUCCACGAGGCGACGCAGUCGGACGAAGCUCUAUUCACUAGACUCGUGUCUCGUGCUGGAGGACGCAAGGCAUUUUCACCGAGCCAGAUACGAAGACUUGUAAAGCUGGGCAUCGACAAGACGGAUCCAGAUGCACUGACGUCGGAAGAAAAGAAACGUUUCGCGAGACUCGACAUAGACGUCAACACGAUUACGUUUAAUCGAGUGUUGGACACUAGCGAUCGAUUCUUGAGGAAAAUCACGGUGGGGCAAGCCGCCACUGAAAAAGAUAUGUCCAGACAGACGCAGUUUGACAUAACACCAGCCAGUGAGAUUAUGGCAGUUUUGGCUCUUGCCAAAGAUCUGGAGGAUCUCCGUGUCCGUCUCCGCCGCAUCGUCGUGGCCUCUGAUCACCAGGGCAAUCCGGUCACCGCAGAUGACUUGGGAGCUGGCGGAGCGAUGUUGGUCCUCUUGAAAGACGCCAUCUGCCCCACGCUGAUGCAGACACUGGAGGGCACUCCCGUGUUCGUGCACUGUGGACCUUUCGCGAAUAUCGCUCACGGCAACUCUUCCAUCAUCGCGGAUCGCAUGGCCCUGAAACUCGUCGGUCCAGAUGGAUUUGUAGUGACGGAAGCUGGUUUCGGCGCUGACAACGGAAUGGAAAAGUUCUUCAACAUCAAAUGCCGCUACUCUGGGCUAGCACCAAAUGCCGUCGUCAUUGUCUCAACAAUCCGGGCACUCAAGAUGCACGGUGGAGGCCCGACGGUGUCGUUAGGAUCUCCCCUACCUGCGGAGUACACCCGCGAGAACUUGGACUUAGUGCAGAAGGGUUUCUGCAACCUCGCGCGUCACGUCACGAACGCUCGAAAGUUCGGUGUACCGGUGAUCGUAGCCGUGAACGGGUUUGCCACGGACUCGCCGGCCGAACUCGACCUGGUGCGUCGCCUCAGUUUGGAGCACGGCGCAGAAGACGCUGUCGUCUGCAGCCACUGGGCCCUCGGUGGCGAAGGUGCGGUGGAUCUCGCUCGCGCUGUCAUACGAGCUACAGAAGCGCCAUCCAACUUCUCCUUCCUGUACGACCUUUCUCUGGGCAUAGAGAAGAAAAUAGAGACCAUAGCACGUGAGAUCUACGGUGCAUGCAGAGUGGAGCUGACCGCGAAAGCGAGGGAAGAUAUGGAAAGAUAUGAAAAGCAAGGUUUCGGCGAUCUGCCCAUCUGUAUCGCCAAAACUCAGUUGUCGCUUUCUCACGACCCCAAUUUGAAAGGGGCUCCGGAAGGGUUCGUUUUCCCUGUGCGUUCUAUAAGGGGAAGUAUAGGCGCGGGAUUUCUGUACCCACUAGCUGGGGAUAUCAUGACUAUGCCUGGCCUACCAACGCGUCCUGCUCUGUACGAUAUUGAUCUGGACCCGGAGACUGGGAACGUUGUCGGCCUUUUCUGAACAGGUGCAAUAAAUAUUUAAUUUUUACAGGGA
Ornithodoros turicata is the source of this 2979-nucleotide messenger RNA. It is a transcript of the gene pug, whose product is annotated as C-1-tetrahydrofolate synthase, cytoplasmic-like. Gene Ontology annotation, molecular function: formate-tetrahydrofolate ligase activity; ATP binding; methylenetetrahydrofolate dehydrogenase (NADP+) activity. Gene Ontology annotation, cellular component: cytosol. The transcript is spliced from 14 exons. Lineage: Eukaryota; Metazoa; Arthropoda; Arachnida; Ixodida; Argasidae. Gene Ontology annotation, biological process: tetrahydrofolate interconversion. The record is from RefSeq and is a predicted model, not a curated record. The coding region runs from base 136 to 2946 and encodes 936 amino acids.